Gaeumannomyces tritici R3-111a-1 is the source of this 912-nucleotide messenger RNA. RefSeq lists its product as hypothetical. The transcript has a single exon. The record is from RefSeq and is a predicted model, not a curated record. NCBI's taxonomy places the organism in Eukaryota, Fungi, Ascomycota, Sordariomycetes, Magnaporthales, Magnaporthaceae. Bases 47 to 718 code for a protein of 223 amino acids.
UUUUUUCCUUUUGUCUUUUCUUCUUCUUCUCUUUCCCUCAGCAACUAUGCAGCUUUGGCACGCCAUCUGCCUCGCCAGCUUGGCCGUGGCCGCCCCGACCCAUGGGCGCCUCGGCGACGCCCAGGUCGAAAAGCGCGAGCCCACCCCCUCGCCGAACCACCUGUCCGUCACGGGCGCCGAGGGCGCUCUCGAGGCGCGCGCCUACCGCGCCCCCGAGGUCGAGAAGCGCCAGCGCAAGCGCCCGGGCAGGAGCCACAAGAGCAUUGGAAGCGGUGUUGCUACUUGCAUGAGUAUUCAGUGCACCGACGGCAUUGCUAAGCGCAGCAACGACGCGGUCGAGAAGCGCGAGCCCAAGCGCAGCAACAACGCGGUCGAAAAGCGCCGGCUCAAGCGCCCGGGCGGGGGCUACAAGAGCAUUGGAAGCGGUGUUGCUACUUGCAUGGGUAGUACUGGGUGCGGCGACGGCCUUGCUAAGCGCAGCAACAACGCGGUCGAAAAGCGCGAGCCCAAGCGCAGCGACAACGCGGUCGAAAAGCGCGAGCCCAAGCGCCCGGGCGGGGGCUACAAGAGCAUUGGAAGCGGUGUUGCUACUUGCAUGGGUAGUAGGUGCGGCGACUUUGCUAAGCGCAGCGACGACGCGGUCGAGAGGCGCUUCGUUUCGGUCGACAAGAUCGGCGGCGGCAUCGCGCCCGCCUACAACCCCAGGGUCCGGACCUAGAGACCCGGGCGGCCGGACUGGCCGACGCCUUCGGGUUGGCUCGGCCGGAGCGGCUCUGGUUGAAGGAACAACCCUAGGGGUGGUGGCUGCGGUUUUGCUCUUCUUGCUUGUUUCGUGUGCGUUUGCCGUCUGCGUGUGGGAUUUAGCUUUGUUUAGCUCUGCUUUUGGGUUUUUUUUUCUUGGCUCUUGUUUUU